Aspergillus ochraceoroseus IBT 24754 is the source of this 885-nucleotide messenger RNA. RefSeq lists its product as uncharacterized. The transcript is spliced from 6 exons. Bases 1 to 885 code for a protein of 294 amino acids. The record is from RefSeq and is a predicted model, not a curated record. Lineage: Eukaryota; Fungi; Ascomycota; Eurotiomycetes; Eurotiales; Aspergillaceae.
AUGAGCCACCCGUUGUCCAUCCAUGAGGUGGAUGAAUGGCCCCUCCGCUCAAGUCGUCGAGAAAGCACUGUAUCAUCCUCCACGCAGUCCUCUGGUUCUCUCAGCUUCAUCUCCUCCCCUCCGUUCACUCCCUCCAUUACUCCUGCCUUCUCUCCAAGCUCACGACCGCGGGAAGGCUCUGUAAAUGAUGAGGUCGUCCGACUACCCCUCCAUCCAGCUGUGACAGUAUCAUUCAUUCGAAACAAAAAAUUAUUCAAACUCCGAUAUACCUUCAUCAAUAUCCGCAAAGAUUUCACAGGCGCCCUAAAAUGUUUGGAGCUGGGCGGGGGAGUCGGCCAGCAAAAUGCCUUUCUCCAUAGCUUCAACACAACACGACUUCCCGUACCACACCUAGAACAUCCAAAACUCCGAAAUGAAUCAUCUCUACGAAUCUCUUUUUUUGGCGAUCAGACUAUCCAAACAGGGACCACUGUGUUCGCGACCCAGCUAUCUUAUACAUUCGAAGAAUGGGAAGAUUGUGUGCAAUUCCAAGAGCUGGUCCUCGCCUCCAAGCUGGUCUUCAUCGCAGGCAUCGCAGAAGCCAAAUCCAAAGGGCGCGGAGAAGAAUGUAUCAGUCAAAAUCUACGGAUUCUGCGCGGUCACAGCGGCAAACUGGUGCUGCUCUUUUUCGCCAACUCACAGCGAAAAGAACGAAAACGAUAUGUGUCGAUUCCACUCAGCUGUAUAGAAAGCAUUACCCCUGGGAAAAAUUCCCGACGACCGGUGGUGCUACAACUCCAACCCAAUUUCGACAUCUUGUCCGAAAUGAAAACGCUCCAGAUCCAGUUUUUAGACGAUGAGGAUCAGAAGGCAUUCUGUCAAUUUCUGGCGGAAAAUGCCAAGUAA